GAAAAAAUUGGUGGCCCUGCGCGGAAUAGCCGCACCAGCCCCACGCGCCUAGCAACCCUAGAGCUCCGGCUAGGAGAAGUAAUUAAAAAGAAAGUUUUCCAGCCCAAGCGAACAGACCAAACAGGUCCUCCAGGCUCUCUGGACGCGGCCUCCUCCUCUUCCCUCCGCUCCCCGCGGGGUCCUAGCGCCCGGCGCUACUGAGCCCGUGGGACUCUGAAGUGCUGCGAGAGGCGGAGCGGUACGUCUGCAUGGAAUCGGUGGGGUAUCCUGGAGAUCAGAGAUAAAGACGCAAAGUCACCUCGCUCCGGGCUUGGCGGUGCGGUGGUGUACGCUAGGCCUUACCUCCAAAACUGUUCCCUGCCGCUCCCCACCCCGUUCCCGGCCCCUUGUCCACGCCGCGGCUUUCCAAAGACCCUGAUCCUGGACAGGACUGAUUCUAGCUUUUAAAGCAAGUCCGCGUCACAGUAGCUCAGAGAUGAAGACUUGCCCUCCACCAACCCCCGACGCGGCGGCUGGGUGCUGUUGGGCUCCCCUGGCAGUUGGCUGGAAGUGAGUGUCCUGAGGAGGUUAGAAAAGGGGGGCCCGCCGCCGACCACGUGUGCGUGGGGGCGACAACUCGGCCGAGAGUGGGGCAUGGCUCGCGGAUCACAGCUCUGCUCCUGGCGCUGGAGGCAUGAGGUAUUGUGUUGCGGCCUCUCUCGCCAGCGCUGCUCUCCUGCCCCACUCACGGUCCCCUCCGGAAGGCAGGCGCUAAGACCCAGGAGGCGCCGCUCGCCGUCGCCAGUAGUCAGACACUAGAGGGCGACCGCUACCCUUAGUAUAAAUGCGGGGCCCGCGCGGGCCUGGCCAUUCGCGACCCGGAGCUGCUGGGGCGCAAGCUAGUAGGGGCUCUUGGUGGGCGGCGGCAGCAGCGGCGCCCCGCGCAGCCUGGAGGCCGCCGAGGCUCGCCAUGCCGGGAGGACUCUAGCUCCCCCAUGGAGUCGGCCGACUUCUACGAGACGGAGCCGCGGCCCCCGAUGAGCAGCCACCUCCAGAGCCCCCAGCACGCGCCCAGCAGCGCCGCCUUUGGCUUUCCGCGGGGCGCUGGCUCCGCGCAGCCCCCAGCCCCACCUGCCGCCCCGGAGCCACUGGGCGGCAUCUGCGAACACGAGACGUCCAUCGACAUCAGCGCCUACAUCGACCCGGCCGCCUUCAACGACGAGUUUCUGGCCGACUUGUUCCAGCACAGCCGGCAGCAAGAGAAGGCCAAGGCGGCCGCGGCCCCCGCGGGAGGCGGCGGCGGCGACUUUGACUACCCGGGUGUCCCAGUGGGCCCCGGAGGCGCCGUUAUGCCCGGGGGAGCGCACGGCCCCCCUCCCGGCUACGGCUGCACGGCGGCCGGCUACCUGGACGGCAGGCUGGAGCCCCUGUACGAGCGCGUCGCGGCGCCGGCGCUGCGGCCGCUGGUAAUCAAGCAGGAACCGCGCGAGGAGGACGAGGCAAAGCAGCUGGCGCUGGCCGGCCUCUUCCCCUACCAGCCGCCGCCGCCGCCGCCACCCCACCCGCACCCGCCGCCCUCGCACCUGGCUGCUCCGCACCUGCAGUUUCAGAUCGCGCACUGCGGCCAGACCACCAUGCACCUGCAGCCCGGCCACCCCACGCCACCGCCCACGCCAGUGCCCAGCCCGCACCCAGCCCCCGCGCUUGGCGCCUCUGGCCUGCCGGGCCCCGGCGGCGCGCUCAAGGGGCUGGCCGCUGCGCACCCCGACCUCCGCGCGGGCGGCGGCGGCGGCGCGGGCAAAGCCAAGAAGUCGGUGGACAAGAACAGCAACGAGUACCGGGUGCGGCGCGAGCGCAACAACAUCGCGGUGCGCAAGAGCCGGGACAAGGCCAAGCAGCGCAACGUGGAGACGCAGCAGAAGGUGCUGGAGCUGACCAGUGACAAUGACCGCCUGCGCAAGCGGGUGGAACAACUGAGCCGCGAACUGGACACACUGCGGGGCAUCUUCCGCCAGCUGCCCGAGAGCUCCCUGGUCAAGGCCAUGGGCAACUGCGCGUGAGGCGCGCCGCGGCGGGACCGCCCUGGGCUGGCCCUUGGCUGGGACCCAGAGAGUGGUUUCGGGUCUCCGAAUCUCAAGACUGCCCCAGCCGCGAAAGCCAGGACUAGGAGAUUCCGAUGCCAUAUGAAAGCCUGCCCUGUCGCGCAUGCCCCUUGCCUUCUUCUGCGUGGGACACGGUGCGUCUAAGAUGAGGGGUCAGGCAGUGGUUUCUCCCUGCAAGAGAGGAGAAGCGCGGUAGGGCCGAGCCGGGAGCCCGGCGACUCUAGUAUUAAGGAAUAUUCUUGUGCCUUGGAAAUGCAAAUUUGCAAACUUACCGCUCCGAUUCCUACCAAGUAGGGGGAGCAAAUAUGUGCCUUGUCAUUUUAUUUGGAGGGUUCCUGCCUCGUCCAGAGGCUGCAAGGCUGCAGCAGGCCCCCAUGAGAGAAGGAGGAGUGCAGGCCCCCAGCAGAAGGAAAUUUAAGGGAGCAGAGAUCCGACAAGCCAGCCCCAGCUGCUGCUCAGCGCCUGUCCUUGGAGGGGAGGAAACACAGGGAUCUGGGGCUUUGAACCUAAGGUCGUUCCCCUAGUUCCACAUGAAGGUGGAGGGUCUCUAGUUCCUUGCCUCUCACCUCCCAGCCUGCAACAGGUUGGGCUUCCAGGGCAGAACUUCCUGAGAUGGGGGUCACCAAGAGACCCAUGGGAGCUCCCACCCCCAGUCAGACCAGAAAGCCAGGUGUGGGUUAGCUAUAAGGACAUAUGUUCAUGGGAGUGUUGGUCUGGUGGAAGAGGGGAACUAGAGGUCCUGCGGUCUGGGGAUUGGGGAAGGGGUGAAGGGACACUGGGACCAUCAGCCAUGUCUGUACUAUAUGUCGCCAGCAUUGGCAUACAAACAUGAAGCACAGUCAGUCCAUCCCAGAGGGACCCAAGUUAUGAACAGCUUUCCAAAUAUUUUGCUUUAUCAGCCGAUAUCAACACUUGUAUCUGGCCUCUCCAUGUCCCAGUGGUGCCUUGUGCAAUGUGGAUGUGCACGUCUCUGCUAAACCACCAUUUUCUUUGGUUUUUGUUUUGUUUUGGUUUUGCUCAGAUACUUGCCAAAAUGAGACUCUUCGUCAGCAGCUGCAGGGAGGGUCUGUGGCUCUCUUUCCUUUUGGUUUUGGGAUUGCUUUUGCUCCCAGGGGAACCAAAGAGGCGAGGUGGGCUUCCUCUUUCCCCUCAGCUUUCCCUGGGGGUGGCUGUGGGCCUCAGUCCCCUCCAGCCCCAGGCUGCCCACAGGCUUGUCCCUGCAGAGGCCCUGGCUCCAGGUCUGGAAGGGAGGCAGCCUCCAGCCAGCAGACACAGAUCACUGGGCCUGGGAACAGGGAAGGAGGGCUUGAUUCUCUUCUUUUGGGGAGAACGUGGAGUUUCAUGCUAGAUGUUUUGUGUAUUAUAUCUAUAAUAUAAACAUAUCAAAGUAAA
This is a messenger RNA of Rhinolophus ferrumequinum (greater horseshoe bat), 3473 nucleotides long. RefSeq names its product CCAAT enhancer binding protein alpha (gene CEBPA). Gene Ontology annotation, biological process: regulation of transcription by RNA polymerase II; myeloid cell differentiation; DNA-templated transcription. Gene Ontology annotation, molecular function: RNA polymerase II cis-regulatory region sequence-specific DNA binding; DNA-binding transcription factor activity, RNA polymerase II-specific. Lineage: Eukaryota; Metazoa; Chordata; Mammalia; Chiroptera; Rhinolophidae. The transcript has a single exon. Bases 975 to 2039 code for a protein of 354 amino acids. The record is from RefSeq and is a predicted model, not a curated record.